Molecule: messenger RNA, 1373 nt
Organism: Laccaria bicolor S238N-H82
Lineage: Eukaryota; Fungi; Basidiomycota; Agaricomycetes; Agaricales; Hydnangiaceae
Exons: 7
Coding region: 1-1305 (434 amino acids)
Source: RefSeq, a predicted model, not a curated record
AUGAAACAAGUUGAAGCUAUAAUUGAAGAAGAGCCGGAGACUGCGGAUGAGAUUGUUGAAACAAGUAAUGAUGCAUCACGAUCGAAUUCGAAGAACGUUCCCGAUACUGUCAACGGUGCGCAGCCGUCAACGGCGCAGGCGGAUUUGGGAACAAGUGACGACAUACUAUCUGUGUCAGAAGUGGAUAAACGUGUCGCGGAAGCACUCCGCCCACUCCAUGAACAACUCCGAGCCUUAAAGUCUCAAGUAGAGGAAAUCCAGCAUCUCAAAACGGAGCUUGCUGAUCUCAAACCACAAAUUGCGGACCUCAAGAAUUUGCGAGCGAAGGUUGAUGCGUUGACCAGCGAAAUUAGAGAACUACGCACACAACAAGGAACGGUUGAUGUUGACGAGAUGAUGGCGGACAGCGUUCACGAACCGGUCACUCCACCACAGCAGUCAACCCCCCAGCCGAAAACCCCUAAAACGUAUGGGCCAGGCGGCUUUGGCAUGCCUUCAGCUUUCAGAACGCCAUCAAGUACAGCGAUCGUCCCUAAGGCGAGCUCUGCUGGCGUACAUGACUCAGAAUACAAUCCUACUGAAGCCCACCCUGGAGUCGCAGCCAGUAUGCUUGGUAAACGCCAUCGAGAUUCUGUUGGAAGUAGCAUUACGGGUAUUGUCGAAGAGGGUCAUGAGGACGAGUACUCUGAGGAAGAACUCGCGAAACGAGUUCGUUCCUCUGCGCCCCAUGUUCCCAGCUUCACUGUCUUCCGAGGGCCUGAGGGACCAGCGGAGAGUUAUGUGGGCUCACCACCGCCUACUAAUCACUUGCCAGAGUAUUUUGACUCUACAGACAGUGGGAAUCGCGCUGGGAGGUUAGGCCAUGGAGCGGCUAGCACCAGCUCUGCAACUGCGUCAGAAAACCAGCAGCCUUUCAACUUUACCUUUUUACCUAUUUCUUCCACUCCUGCGAAUGCUAUAACGGACGUUUUCAAACCAUACGGUCUACCUUCCCCCCCCAAACGCCUACCAUCUUUCGCCUCCGGAUCACAGCCAGCUCUCCGGGAGACUUUUGUCGAUCCUGCUGCCCUUACACAACGGUCUUCUGGGAAACAGAGAGAAGUAUCAACCAACGACGGGGAAGCUGAAUCGACCAAUGCUGAGAGGAAGUCCGAUGCAGCCCCCGGCGCAAAUGUACCAUCAACGAAGCGAACUAUGUAUGGUACCGAAUUAGAAGGGGAUACUCGCUUUGGAGACUUUGGCAUGGACGGAGUUGCGAGUAUUGGGAACCUUGGGGCAGGUUUCUGGGCCGGUGGCAGGUUUUAGUCGCGAGUUUGUAAUUCUUCCUUAUCAACCCAUUAUGUGUUAUUGUACUCUGGCCAAUCUCUAGCUUU